GCUUCUCUCUCUCUCUUUUGCUCUUAUUCUUUCUCUCUCACUCUCUCUCUUUUCCCACCCUUAAGCCAAGUACAGGGAUAGUUGUCUCAUUAUUGGUGGCUUAAAAUGAUGUUUUUGAACAAGAAGACGCUGGGUACUUUUGGUGACUAGCACUAUCUCUGUUUUUUUCCUUUUAAAUUCCUGAGCUAUUGUUUAGCAGUACACUCUUUUAUCUCCAUUGCUACUGAAGCUGAAUGUUACUUGGGUGGAAAGCAUACUGCUUUCUUUUCUAUGUCCUUAAACCCUUUGAUAAUGUUACUGUUUGAGAGUCCCUGAAGCCAGGGUUCUAGGAGAGUCUGGCUUGUCUCAACAGCUGAACUACAAAAUAAUGGAGUAGGGCAGGUGGGUGGGGGAGCAGGGCGUUCUGUCGAUAAAAGAGCUCCCUUCUUUGCACACAUAGCCAGUUAAUCGGCCAUUCUGAGAUAGUUUGGAUGGGGAGGGGGGGCUUCUGAGAAUCGCCAGUGACAGUUAAGUGGCCUAUUGUUGACGUCCUCUGCUGAACGACUUGGUUGGAUUCAGCUUCUGCCUUACCCACACCCGCUGUGGAUUUUCUGUUAGAUUCAUCGUUUGCCAUUCAGGCAUCAUCUUUCACUUUCUCCUUCCAACAUGACUGCUUUGUGUGCUGGCCCCUGCUUUACUCCUGCUAUUCCCAAACUAUAAAAGGAACUGUGUGGGGCUUCAGCAGGACUGAGAAACUGACUCUGCUGUCUGUUGAGAACUCUAAUAAUGGCUGCGGUGACCUUCAUGUCUAGCAGAAAGCCCACUAUCUGUGCUAGCACAGUGAUGACCACCUGAAGACAGAGAAAAGGGAAUCUUGAUUGAAUUCCUUCUCAUACACUAUAUAGUUAUUUCCUUUGUUCUCCUCUCCAUUCUCUUCUCUUCCCCUUCUCCCCAUCUCCACUGGAGGACUGAUCUCAAAUGCAGCUGUGACUAAAAGUUAAUGCCUUUGAAAUAAUAAUACAUUGCAUUUUGCAGGCUUUACCAAGCCAAUUCACUCAAGUUGUCUCAUCUAUACCCCUUCAAACCCUGUGAGCCUCUAGGUGCUGUGCUGUCCUGAGGCCUGGGCCAUGGUGCCCAAGGAAAGCCCCUGAAGCUCACCAGGAGGAAGAAGCAUGCAGGGCACCCCUGGAGGAGGGACGCGCCCUGGGCCAUCCCCCAUGGACAGGCGGACACUCCUGGUCUUCAGCUUUAUCCUGGCAGCAGCUUUGGGCCAAAUGAAUUUCACAGGGGACCAGGUUCUUCGAGUCCUGGCCAAAGAUGAGAAGCAGCUUUCACUUCUCAGGGAUCUGGAGGGCCUGAAGCCCCAGAAGGUGGACUUCUGGCGUGGCCCAGCCAGGCCCAGCCUCCCUGUGGAUAUGAGAGUUCCUUUCUCUGAACUGAAAGACAUCAAAGCUUAUCUGGAGUCCCAUGGCCUUGCUUACAGCAUCAUGAUAAAGGACAUCCAGGGCAUCUCUCCCAGGCAGGAUUCUCCCAGAGGAACCACUUUGAGAGAAGCAGCUACAGACCUGCUCUUGAGUAGGACAAAGGUGCUGCUGGAUGAGGAAAGAGAGGCCAUGGCGAAAUCCCGCCGGCUGGAGCGCAGCACCAGCAGCUUCAGUUACUCCUCAUACCACACCCUGGAGGAGAUAUAUAGCUGGAUUGACAACUUUGUAAUGGAGCAUUCCGAUAUUGUCUCAAAAAUUCAGAUUGGCAACAGCUUUGAAAACCGAUCCAUUCUUGUCCUGAAGUUCAGCACUGGAGGUUCUCGGCACCCAGCCAUCUGGAUUGACACUGGAAUUCACUCCCGGGAGUGGAUCACCCAUGCCACCGGCAUCUGGACUGCCAAUAAGAUUGUCAGUGAUUAUGGCAAAGACCGUGUCCUGACGGACAUACUGAAUGCCAUGGACAUCUUCAUAGAGCUCGUCACAAACCCUGAUGGGUUUGCUUUUACCCACAGCAUGAACCGCUUAUGGAGGAAGAACAAGUCCAUCAGACCUGGAAUCUUCUGCAUUGGCGUGGAUCUCAAUAGGAAUUGGAAGUCAGGCUUUGGAGGAAAUGGUUCUAACAGCAACCCCUGCUCAGAGACUUACCACGGGCCCUCCCCUCAGUCGGAGCCAGAGGUGGCUGCCAUAGUGAACUUCAUCACAGCCCAUGGCAACUUCAAGGCUCUGAUCUCCAUCCACAGCUACUCUCAGAUGCUCAUGUACCCUUACGGCCGAUCGCUGGAGCCCGUUUCAAAUCAGAGGGAGUUGUAUGAUCUUGCCAAGGAUGCGGUGGAGGCCUUGUAUGAGGUCCAUGGGAUCGAGUACAUUUUUGGCAGCAUCAGCACCACCCUCUAUGUGGCCAGUGGGAUCACCGUCGACUGGGCCUACGACAGUGGCAUCAAGUACGCCUUCAGCUUUGAGCUCCGGGACACUGGGCACUAUGGCUUCCUGCUGCCGGCCACACAGAUCAUCCCCACGGCCCAGGAGACAUGGAUGGCGCUUCGGACCAUCAUGGAGCACACCCUGAAUCACCCUUACUAGCAGGACGACUGAGGGCAGGAGGCUCCAUCCUUCUCCCCAAGGUCUGCGGCUCCUCCCGAAAUCCAAGUUAUGCAUCCCCGUCCCCAUGCCCUCAUCCCGACCUCUUAGAAAAUAAAUACAAGUUUGAACAGGC
Messenger RNA from Pongo pygmaeus (Bornean orangutan), 2676 nucleotides. RefSeq names its product carboxypeptidase A5 (gene CPA5). The coding region runs from base 1152 to 2543 and encodes 463 amino acids. Gene Ontology annotation, molecular function: metallocarboxypeptidase activity; zinc ion binding. The record is from RefSeq and is a predicted model, not a curated record. Gene Ontology annotation, biological process: proteolysis. Lineage: Eukaryota; Metazoa; Chordata; Mammalia; Primates; Hominidae. The transcript is spliced from 13 exons.